AUGGCGCUGUUUAUUUCACAAUUUCUCAAAUUGCCACACGCCCUGAAAGCUAUAACGUUUUUGUUGAGCCUAUGUCUGGCCCUAUGCCUCCUCAUCGCCCCAUCAGCACCGGGCUCCUUCCUAGUGUGGUUCACCGUCUUGAUCGCCUUCCUCCUCGACCUAUGUGCAGCUGCAAUCCUAAUAUUUGAGCUAGAGGAAAUAGUCUUCCCGCUAUGCCGCUCUAUCAGCUUUAGCAUGACGGAAUCCCUAGGUGCGUUGUUGUUGACCAUCCUCCAUUUUGUGUCGAUGUGGAUGUGCUACAAUGCGAAAACAUGGACGAACAGCUUCACAUGGACCGUGGCAUCCGGGCUCUGCUUAUUACAAGUAGCCGCAUUCGGCUUCGACUUCUUCCAAUAUUUCCGCGUAUGGCUGAGGGAGCAGCGAGAGAUUGCCCAAAACCUGCGAACCGAAGUCCCGCCCAACUAUGGAAUGCCA
Molecule: messenger RNA, 474 nt
Organism: Mesorhabditis spiculigera
Lineage: Eukaryota; Metazoa; Nematoda; Chromadorea; Rhabditida; Rhabditidae
Source: the annotation of a GenBank genome assembly